UUGGGAAACGAUAAAGAAGAUGAGAAAAGCAGAGUGAAUCCACCUGGUUCUAAGGGUACUCAAACACCUUCACAAGGAACCUUAACUCCAUCGUCAGCAGAGAGGCCUACAGGAAUUAAGCCCGCUGCUUCUCCUUCAUCUCAACCUCCUGGGACUCCUGGAGAAGAAUCACGAGGUACUGGCCAUGUGGAACAACAGCAACAGCAGUCUGAUAAUAACGGUAACCAGCAAAGUAUUCCAAACGCACAGGCCUCUCAACAAACUACAAAUGUUCCCGAGACACAACAGGACCGUACUUUGGCAGAAGAUGAACAAACCCCUACAGUUACACAGGACUCUCAACCCACUGGC
This is a messenger RNA of Trypanosoma theileri, 351 nucleotides long. RefSeq lists its product as uncharacterized. NCBI's taxonomy places the organism in Eukaryota, Euglenozoa, Kinetoplastea, Trypanosomatida, Trypanosomatidae. The record is from RefSeq and is a predicted model, not a curated record. The transcript has a single exon. The annotation marks the transcript as partial.